This is a messenger RNA of Sporothrix brasiliensis 5110, 630 nucleotides long. RefSeq lists its product as uncharacterized. The record is from RefSeq and is a predicted model, not a curated record. NCBI's taxonomy places the organism in Eukaryota, Fungi, Ascomycota, Sordariomycetes, Ophiostomatales, Ophiostomataceae. The transcript has a single exon. The coding region runs from base 1 to 630 and encodes 209 amino acids.
AUGAAAUCAUUCGCUUCUUUCGUCGUCUUCAGCCUCUUCGCUGGCCUGGUGGCCGCCGUGCCGACGCCGGCAGAUACUGCUCCGCUCUGCGGCACCACAUACUAUCCGACCAUCCUUCAGCAGCUGUCAGAAGCGUCGCCCAACACCGUCGGCGCCAACACGGCCGCCACCAGUGGCGACUUCCAUGUCAGCCAGACGGUCAUCACCGGCUCUCCCUCGGACCGCAUCUACCAGCUUGUCGGCUUCCAGGGCAUCCCCUCCGGCUCCUUCGGCUGUGAGCUCGCCCUUACCUUCUCGGCGGGCUACCCCAUCACGUCGUCUGUUGGCGGUGUGGCCGGUCCUACGCCCAUGCUCAACGUCACCACAGUGCUGCGCAACAACCCGAGUGCCAUUGCAUACCCCAACGGGUUCACCUUUAACAGUUUCCCCACCCAGCUGGGGCCCAGCCAGGGCCCGUUCGGGACCGUAUCCGCGGCCGCCGGCACAACGGUGUCAAUCAACUCGGAGAGCUGCGACAGCAAUCUUGCCUUUGUCUUUAGCGUUGCCUCGUGGACGGGUACAUCGGCUGCUGUGGAGUUUGCAGAGCAUAAGAGCCCUCUGGCGGGUGUUUACCUGACUGCGAGCUGUUAA